This is a messenger RNA of Tinamus guttatus (white-throated tinamou), 2596 nucleotides long. Lineage: Eukaryota; Metazoa; Chordata; Aves; Tinamiformes; Tinamidae. The record is from RefSeq and is a predicted model, not a curated record.
GGAUAUUUUCUAGGUAGACGAUGUUAUUAGCUCAGAUAAAUCGAGACUCUCAGGGAAUGACUGAAUUUUCUGGAGGAGGAAUGGAGGCCCAGCAUGUGACACUCUGCUUAACAGAAGCUGUAGCUGUGCAAGAUGGUGACAACUUGGAAAACAUGGAAGGUGUGAGUUUGCAAGCAGUUACGCUUGCUGAUGGCUCCACUGCUUAUAUACAGCACAAUUCUAAAGAUGGUAAAUUAAUGGAUGGCCAGGUGAUUCAACUAGAAGAUGGUUCUGCUGCCUAUGUUCAACAUGUGCCCAUGCCUAAAAGUAGAGACAGUCUACGCCUGGAGGAUGGACAAGCAGUUCAGUUGGAAGAUGGAACUACAGCAUUUAUUCAUCACACUUCCAAAGAUAGUUAUGACCAGAGUGCAUUGCAAGCAGUCCAGCUGGAGGAUGGUACUACCGCCUACAUCCACCAUACGGUGCAGAUGCCACAGUCAGAUACCAUUUUAGCUAUUCAGGCUGACGGCACAGUGGCAGGGCUUCACACAGGGGAUGCUGCCAUCGAUCCAGAUACCAUCAGUGCUUUGGAGCAAUAUGCAGCCAAGGUGUCUAUUGAUGGAAAUGACAGUGUAAGCAGCACAGGAAUGAUAGGUGAAAAUGAACAAGAUAAAAAAAUGCAGAUUGUCUUGCAAGGACACGGAACAAGAGUGACUGCAAAAGCUCAGCAAAGUGGAGAGAAAGCUUUUCGCUGCGAAUAUGAUGGCUGUGGAAAACUGUAUACAACAGCUCACCAUCUUAAGGUGCACGAAAGGUCACACACAGGAGAUCGACCGUAUCAGUGUGAACAUCCAGGUUGUGGUAAAGCAUUUGCAACAGGGUAUGGGCUAAAAAGUCAUGUCCGAACACACACUGGUGAAAAGCCUUAUCGGUGCACAGAAGAAAAUUGCACCAAAUCAUUCAAGACUUCAGGAGACUUACAGAAACACAUCCGAACCCACACAGGUGAAAGACCCUUUAAGUGUCCAUUUGAAGGAUGUGGCAGGUCAUUUACAACAUCUAAUAUUAGAAAGGUUCACAUCAGGACACAUACAGGCGAAAGACCUUAUUACUGUACAGAGCCAGGAUGUGGGAGAGCUUUUGCCAGUGCAACUAAUUAUAAGAAUCAUGUGAGGAUACACACAGGGGAGAAGCCCUACGUCUGUACAGUUCCUGGUUGUGAUAAACGUUUUACAGAGUAUUCCAGUUUAUACAAGCACCAUGUUGUACAUACUCAUUCCAAACCAUAUAACUGUAAUCACUGUGGAAAAACAUACAAGCAGAUUUCCACACUUGCUAUGCACAAGCGAACAGCACACAAUGACACAGAGCCCAUUGAAGAAGAACCAGAGGCCUUUUUUGAGCCACCUCCAGGUCAAGGCGAAGAUGUUCUCAAAGGCUCCCAGAUAACCUAUGUGACAGGUGUCGAGGGAGAUGAUGUAAUUUCUGCACAAGUUGCUACGGUCACUCAGUCAGGGUUAGGUCAACAAGUCGCGCUCAUUUCCCAGGAUGGAACCCAGCACGUCAACAUAUCUCAGGCUGAUAUGCAGGCCAUUGGCAAUACAAUCACUAUGGUAACACAAGAUGGCACCACCAUCACAGUCCCUGCCCACGAUGCCGUCAUCUCCUCUGCAGGAACACAUUCGGUAGCAAUGGUUACUGCGGAAGGCACUGAAGGACAGCAGGUUGCUAUUGUGGCUCAAGACUUAGCAGCGUUUCAUAGUGCCUCGUCGGAAAUGGGACAUCAGCAACAUGGGCACCAUUUAGUGACGACAGAAACCAGACCUGUUACAUUGUUGGCUACAUCCAAUGGAACACAGAUUGCAGUACAGCUUGGAGAACAGCAGUCUUUGGAAGAAGCCAUCAGAAUAGCUUCCAGAAUACAGCAGGGAGAAACACCAGGAAUUGAUGAUUAACUUCUAACACUGCUACCAGAACAAUAGAUUAAAAGGUAUUUUAUUUUCAAUCAACAAAGGUCCAUGCCAGCAGCAAUCCAUAAAAACUUUGAAGUUCCCUGCCCAUUGAUACCGUGUACACAUUUUAUGCAAGAGCGAAGAACAUUUUGUAACUUUUGUGUACAUAACCCUUGGAAUGGACUGACAUCAUCUACUCCCAACCGUUGUAUAUUCAGGAAUAUGGAAUUAGGAUUACAUAGUAAAUUUCCUUGUUACCCUUUCAUCAGAUUUCAGACUGGUCUACAAGCAAGUGGAAAGUGAAAUAGAAGUAUUGGAAAUAAUUUUUAAUGUCAUGUGCAAAUUAUGAAGGCAUUGCUGAAGAUUUCAAAUUUAAAAUGCUAUAACAAAAAUGAUCAUUUCAGGAACCCUAAAAGUAAUAAAGAAGACAAACCAUUUUAAAUUGCUUUCCAGAAAUGGAAAAGUCUUGGAUUUUGAGCCUUCUGUAAAUCUUCGUAUUUUGAUUUGUUUCGCACAAAUUUGAAUACUCUUUAGAUUAUCCACGCCGUCUCAUUCAUUGUAAAUACAGACUGUUAAUGCUGGAAGUGCUAAUUAUAUUAUCUUUAAAUUGGAUUAUGUACAAAAGAGAAACUUUGGUUGUUCAAUAUUAAAGGAAGUAAAUCUAA